AUGGAAAGAUGCAUGACGGUUGUUCAAACGAAGCCAGGGAAGACCGGCCCGAAAAUCGCGUCGAUGGCGUGGGAAUCGGCGGCCUUUUCUGCCAUGGCUUCCAAGCUUUGCAGAUUCUGUUUCACUGCUCGGCGUCAUCCAUGUUUCUACCGACCUGAUCAUACGCUGUUGGACGAUGAAAUGCGUCUGCCCAUCGCUGUGAUGCUAGGUGCCCACACUGUACAGUACAUACCUCCCACAACCAACCCCUCUCUCAACGCCUCUCUCCAAGUCGCCAGCAUCAUCGAAGCUUCCAGUAUACCAUGCGUCGAGAAACUCGUCACCAUCGCCGUAGCAGCCAUAGACCUGCUCCAGAAAAUGGGAAAGAACAAAAAGGACUACGCCUGGGGUAGCGUCGAGCUGUAUAUUUCAAGGACAUUUUCAAGCGACGGAUAUCUCGCGGGCGUAGCCCAAGAUCUUGAAGAUAUGCAGCAGAAACACUGCAGAAUCAAGAGCGUCCUUCACGUCAACAACUCCAUCCAAGGUUACAGAAAACACAUCGAUGACUUGAAGAUAGACUUCUUGGGGACAACAUCCAAGGUUAGCCAUUACAUUUCCAGUCUACCUCCUGAAAUCUCGCCAUCCAAAAAUAUGCCUUCUGGGUCAGCCGCUAACGACUCUCAGGCCUCAGUUGCUUGGAUUAGAGGAAGAAGGGAAAUGUUCUGUGUCAAAAAGGUCUGUAAUAAGAGUCUGACGCUCUAUCCGAUUGAGCUAGGCAGACAAUACAAAGCUCAUGGCGUUCUCUCUAUUUUUCCUAUGCGCGCUGUUACCUUGUAG
Guyanagaster necrorhizus is the source of this 816-nucleotide messenger RNA. RefSeq lists its product as uncharacterized. Lineage: Eukaryota; Fungi; Basidiomycota; Agaricomycetes; Agaricales; Physalacriaceae. The coding region runs from base 1 to 816 and encodes 271 amino acids. The record is from RefSeq and is a predicted model, not a curated record. The transcript is spliced from 8 exons.